CUUGAAAGGCAAGGAAAGCGGGGUCGUCAUUAAUGCGAAACGCUUCUCCGCGACCAUCACCGCCCAGUCCCAGCGUGCCCCUCUUCUUCCAGCGAAGGCACAGACCGCUGUUCCCUUGGCCUCUUCCGUGAACGCCCGCGCUGCACCAGUAUCGGGCAAGGCACUUCGACCCGUAUCGGCCAUCUUUGUUGCACCUGAUCCUCAGCCCGAACCUCUGCGCGAUGCCUCGCCUCCGCGAGCUGACAACAGCGAGGAGGAAGAGAUGGAUGUGGAGGGCGAGCAACAACUGCCAUCUUCCGAGAAGCAGGUCGACGAGAGCCUCCUUGCUGGAGAAGAAGAAGUCAAGUCCAUGAUGGGCCUUGCCGAUAGCGACGAGGAAGAACUUGAAGAGACGGAGAAGGUAGCACCGCCGAAAAGCGCGCGCGUCUGGCCCGAGGUGUCCACCGAAAGGGGCAAACGGUAUCAACAAGAAAUCGAAUCUAUCCGAGCUACCUUCGAGGAUGAGGUCGAUAUUUAUGACACCACCAUGGUAUCAGAGUACUCGGACGACAUCUUCCAGUACAUGGCCGACCUUGAGGAGGACAUGAUGCCGGGCGCUGACUACAUCUCCGGACAAUCUGAGAUUACCUGGGAUAUGCGCCAACUGCUGGUAGACUGGUUACUGCAAGUCCACCGGAGGUACCACAUGCUGCCCGAAACGCUCUGGAUCGCCAUCAACAUUGUUGACCGUUUCCUCACCAAGCGAGUAGUCUCCCGUGUCAAGCUUCAGCUUGUCGGCGUCACCGCUAUGUUCAUUGCCUCCAAGUACGAGGAGAUCCUUGCACCUUCCGUCGACGAGUUCGUCUUCAUGACCGAGAACGGGUACUCCAAGGAGGAGAUCCUCAAGGGCGAGCGGAUAGUGCUACAGACUCUAGAGUUCAAGAUCUCCCAGUACUGUUCGCCGUACAGUUGGAUGCGCAGGAUCAGCAAGGCAGACGACUACGACAUUCAAACGAGGACUCUGAGCAAGUUCUUGACCGAGGUUACUUUAUUGGAUUACCGCUUCCUGCGCGUGAAGCCAAGUCUAGUCGCUGCAGUAGGCAUGUACACCGCGAGGAAGAUGUUGGACGGUGACUGGAGCGAACCAUUUGUGUUCUAUUCCGGCUAUACCGAGGAACACCUUCUGCCCGGGCAUCGCCUCUUGAUCAGCAAGCUGGUUGAAGAUGGUUUUGACCAACAGCACGUCGUGAAGAAGUACGCGGACAAGAAGUUCCUCAAGGCUUCUACCUAUGCUAUUCACUGGGCGACACUACACGCCGAUGAAAUCGCCGACGGCAUGGAGCUUGCACAAUGAUCUAUUUCACGCACUUUCCUUGCAUGAUUUUAUGAGUCUAUAUGAUCCCUUCCACUGUCCUUGUUUAUACGACUCCACAUGUCCUACCCCUGUCCUCGCUAUCCACCUUCAUUUUCUCUACUCGCACAAACCUUCCCCCCAUUUGAUUCUCAUGAAUAACAUCCAUCAUUUUUGGCAUCUCCAUGCAUCGCAAGCGGCCUCUCUCAGAUUUCAUCGGCGUCGCUGGUCCUCCCCUCUUUUUUCGUCUUGCUAUCCGUCGUUUGCUGUCUCGCUCGCUCGUUUCGGACUGGCUCCUCGUCGCGCAUCCCUCACUCGUCACGCCUCUUGCGUUGUAUGUGAUCCUAUUCUUUCCUCGUCUAUGCAUCGCCCCUCGUCGCUGUCGAUUAUCUCUGCAUCUUUCCCUGGAUACGCCCUGUACAAAAGCCCCCC
Messenger RNA from Gloeophyllum trabeum ATCC 11539, 1762 nucleotides. RefSeq names its product A/B/D/E cyclin. The transcript is spliced from 3 exons. The record is from RefSeq and is a predicted model, not a curated record. Gene Ontology annotation, molecular function: cyclin-dependent protein serine/threonine kinase regulator activity. Gene Ontology annotation, biological process: regulation of cyclin-dependent protein serine/threonine kinase activity; G2/M transition of mitotic cell cycle. Lineage: Eukaryota; Fungi; Basidiomycota; Agaricomycetes; Gloeophyllales; Gloeophyllaceae. Gene Ontology annotation, cellular component: cytoplasm; centrosome; cyclin-dependent protein kinase holoenzyme complex. The coding region runs from base 263 to 1333 and encodes 356 amino acids.